AUGGAAAUUGACAGGGAAUUAAAUGAGAGCCAAGUAGUGCCGGACACUGACAACAUGGAGGUCGAGGAGACUGAAAAUUCUUCCAAGAAGUAUUUCACAAUGGCCAAUCCUCAGGUGGUCCUCUUCGAUGAGUACUGGGCAAGGCUAGAGGGUGUGGUUAUGGAUGUUAUGAAUGAUCAACUUGUCGAUCAAGCUGUCUGGAGUAACUCUUUCUUGUAAGUUUAAUUUUUUUUUGAAUUUUUUUGUUCUGAGUCUUUAAUAUGUAAAUUAUACUCUUAUAGUGAUAUCUACGGGCUCUGUUCUGGCCAAUACACCGUUGACUUAUACGCCAAACUGAUCGAAUGUUUAGCUGAACGAGUUAGAUCAAUUGCAAGGGUAAUCUCUCUUUUUAUUUUUUCCAAUCUUUAGGAUCUCUAUCCCCUUCAAGGAAUUGAACUCCUCGAAUCUUAUUCAAGUAGUUGGAAUAAGUUUGACUCUGGUAUAAACCAUGUCAAUGGUCUCUGCCGGUAUUUGAAUAGGAUGAUUGUCAAAGAGAUGAAUGCUAGAGUCUUUACUCGGAGGUUCCCGGAACUUGAGAACCUUUUGGAUGGAAAUCGACUUGCUGUUUGUGAUGUGAGUCUGUUUUUAGCUAUAAAUUGUUUUAUUUUAGGCCGCAAGAAGAUUAUGGAGAAAGGAAUUGAUUUUACCUCUAAAAAGAAAACUUUACGGAGUGAUUUGGAGCGUGAUUGUGCAGAUCAGAGAUGGUUCUUAUUCCGAAAAGCCUAAUCCCGCCGUUGGAAAGAUCCUCCUAUCAUUCAUCAGUGUGAGUUGAAUUUCUUUAUUUUUAGAAUUGACUUAAUGUUCUUUUAUUGUCCCAAAUUUCAGGUAUGCUUCUCCUCCGACGAUGAAAGGGAUUCUGUUCUUGGCGUCCUCGAUCCCGCUCUCUGCGUCAAACAUAACUACCCAAUUCCUGCUCAACUCAAGUUUUACAAUGAGAUCUUUGAAGAUAAUUUCUUGAUUGAUAAUCGAACCUACUUCCGGGGAAUGCUGUCGGAAAGUUUGGCCAAUUUAAAUAUGUUUGAUUACAUGUCAAAGGUAAUUAAAAUCUUGGAGAAUGAAGAGAAGCUUGCUGCGGAUCUUUUGUUUACCCCGACCGUCAAAAAGUUGCUGGUCUUGUUGAGGAAAAUAUUCAUUUUGGAACAGCUGCCGAGAUUUGAUGAAGUUGUCCCAGAAUAUGUGAGGAUGGAGAAGAAAGCUGGCAAGUCUCACCCUCAUAAUUUACGAAUAUCGUAUUGUACAUCAAUUUGAUGGUUUUUUUUUCAGAACUUCGUUUGGUCUACAGUCUUCUGGAUUAUUUCCCAGAUGCCGCUCAAAUUCUUGUGACGGAAUAUGAGAAGCAGAUCGCAACCAGCCUUGAGAAUCAUCUCUCUGGGUUGUUUUUGACCCCUUCUGUUUUUACUGAAGCCGCCUCUGCCAAGCAUUCGUUCUACACCAAGUUCAACUCGGAAGUCUUUAGCGAUGCACCAUAUAUUCAAGCAGCUUUGAGAAGAGUAAGUUGUUGUUUCGCUCGAUGUUUAUACAGUUUUUAGGCAAUCGAGAGUGUCCUCAACAAAGAAAGGGAAGGUGAAAAGUUCUACGCGGCAAGAAUGUUGGCCAGACAUAUGGAUCUGUUGUUGAAGAAGUCCCAAAAGAAGAAAGAAGUCGGCGACGACAUCUAUGACAAGCUGGAUGAAGCGGUGACUAUCUUCAGAUACAUCAAGGACAAGGACACCUUUCACAAGGUACGGUUUACUCUCGGUACUCGUAAAGUGGCUUAGUAUUACAUUAGGGUACCCUAUAGGAUAAAAAAACGUCGUUUACGUUUUAGGGGUUUAGACCCCUAAAACGUUCCUUAUGGGUAGUUUCACGGUCUUGUCGGAGUUAGCGUAUUACAUGCCAUUGUGAAUGGGAUGAGAGUGUAAUAUUACUCUGUUCGAAAGUGCGAAAAGACUUCAUCUUUGCGUGUUUGCGUUGGUUGGCAGGCCAACUAAUUAAAGCGAAAAGAAAUUGGACUGUUGCACAAGAUUACUUACUUCUGUCUGAUUUGGAAUUUGUUGUCAAGGCAGGGUGUUAUUAGUCAUAUGGAUGACAUAAAUAUUAAAGAAUUCCCCAAAUCUUUGACUCUAGGUGACUUAAAAACUGUUGAGAAUGUCAAACUGCCCAGUUUUGUUGUGGGAUGGUUUGCUUCACUUUUGGAGUUGAGAGCAUUGACGCUAGCAAUGCCAUCAUUGCAAGAGUUAACUGAGAUUAUUGAUGCAAUUAUUGCUCAGCCUCUGGAUAUCAACAAAUUGAACAGAAUGGACCCAGUUUGGGUGAAUUUCUUGAAUCGCCAGCACGUUUGGCUAAUUUUUGAGGUGAAAACUUAAUCAGAUAUAAAUUUAAUGCUUGACUGUCGGUGUUAUGAUUGUUUUCUAAUAUUUACAGAUCUUCCAACGAAUGCUGGCCAUACGUCUCCUCAACAAGAUAUCCAUUUCUCUUGAGUUGGAGGAACAAAUGAUCUUUAAACUUCAAGAAGCCUGUGGCAAUGAGUAUACGGCCAAAUUGAGCCGAAUGCAUGAUGAUUGUAUCAAGAGUCGUAUUCUUAACGCCCAGUACCAUUUAAUAGCUUCCCCGCCUUUCAAGGAGAGCACUUUUAAUAUCAUCCAGACCUGUGCUUGGCCCGUGAUCAGCUCAUCCGAGGAUCCGGCUUUGAAAGAUCUUCGAAUCCCCUCUCAACUACAAACUUAUUCAGAAGAAAUUAGGCGCUAUUACGACAAUAAACACACGGGAAGGAUCCUUAAGUUUGCGUAUCAUGUCAGCACAGGUGUGUUUUGAUCGGUUGAUUGCAUUAUUUUACUUUUGUUGUUAAUUUCGUAUUUUCAGGAGACCUUCUUUUCAAAAUCGGAUCAAAACGGUGCAUUGUCACAAUGACUGUCCCUCAAGCGAUGUUAUUGUUGGUAUUCGACAAAUAUGAUGUCAGAACAAUCAGUCAGUUGGUUGAGAGCACAAAAAUGAGCUUUGAAUAUGUCUGUUCUUCAUUGAAAUCUCUGAUCGACUUUAAGAUACUUAUUGUGGACCAAAAGGUAGGGAGUAUUUGAUUUGUGGAAAGGGAUCAUUCACGAAACUUUAAUUAAAUGUUCUUAAUUGCAAUGCAAUGUUUUCAGCAGGGAUGCUACACCGAAGAGACUCCGGUUCAGGUGAAUUUGAAGUUUGAAGCUUUGAGAAGCCGAGUUCACCUCCAGCCACCCACAAUUGUGUCUAAAGCCAAUGAAAGCAACCCGAUUCCAUCGGCCAGGGAAACGCUUCAAGAUCGAAAGGUGGCUGUGGAAUGUGCAAUUGUAAGAGCAAUGAAGGCUGUGAAGGUCAUGAAACAUCAAGACUUGAUAGAAACGGUGGGUAAUAAUAAUCUAUGAAUGAUCUUAAUCCUGUUGUAGGUAUGCACCUCCAUUGCCGAUCGCUUUGUUCCCGACCGACCAUUUCUCAAACAAUGCAUCGAAGGCCUCAUUGAAAAGCAUUUCCUCCAGAGGACAGACAACAUGGAUGAAUACGAGUACCUCCCCUAA
Molecule: messenger RNA, 3560 nt
Organism: Bursaphelenchus xylophilus (pine wood nematode)
Lineage: Eukaryota; Metazoa; Nematoda; Chromadorea; Rhabditida; Aphelenchoididae
Source: the annotation of a GenBank genome assembly